AGUCUUUUCCAUGGGGAACCAAUUUUCUCUGAUUCUCAACCCUGCCUCCUUCUCCUCCUCUCCUCUCUUCUCUUCUUUGAUUCGAUGGCCGUCAAUCUGGGGAAAUUGUCUCUGUUACUAGAUGUGGCGUCGCCGCGGGGUGUGAUACUGGAGCGGAAGGCUCGAACGGUGGCUCUGGACGUCAUUUUGAGCUUGCCCAAGAGAGAUUGUCACGCCUACUGCGCUUCUGUUUCAUCUAAGGGUUUUGACUACGAUGGAGAAGCUCGGAACAGAGUCGUGGCUCGUGGAAAGUCAAAUUCAGAGGUAAACGGUGUUGAUUUUGAUGCGGAGUCUAGUGAUGAAGAGAACAACGAGAACGGGCUUGAUGAGGAGUCUUAUGAUUGGGAGACGCAAUUGCGGAUGAGACUGAAGGAGCUCGAGGAGAGAAGAGAGCUAGAGAAGAAAGCUGAGGAAUUGCAGAGUCGGAUGGACGAUGAUGAAGGGGAAGGAGGGGAAGAGACGGAGGAAGAGAAGAGGAUGAGAGUCAGAAAAGAGCUUGAAAAGGUGGCUAAGGAGCAGGCGGAGAGGAGAGCCACGGCUCAGCUGAUGUUUGAAUUGGGUCAGAAAGCUUAUGGGAAGGGUAUGUAUGGACGUUCCAUAGAGUUUCUUGAAGGCGCACUUACGAUUAUUCCCAGACCUACAUUGUUUGGUGGUGAGAUACAGAUAUGGCUUGCUAUGGCUUAUGAAGCCAACAACCGCCAUGCGGAUUGCAUAGCUCUGUACCAGCAAUUAGAGAAGAAACACCCUAGCCUCAGCAUCCGACGUCAAGCUGCAGAUCUUCGCUACAUUUUGCAAGCACCAAAGCUCAAGAUAUCCCAAGAGGAAAUGGUGACCAUACCUUUGAUUGGUUCUAGUUAUGACAGCUAUGCUGGAACAUGGAGUGAUAAAUACAAGGACAAGGAUAAGAAUAGAAGCGGGACAGUGACCAAUCAGCUUCCAUCAACGAGAGACUAUCUGGCAGACUUCCUUGUAUGGCGGCCGCCGGUAGGAUUGGAGAAAAAUCGAGCCUUCUGGGUUGGUCUGACAAUAUGGCUGGGAUUAGUUGGAGCUGCACUCGUUCUUCACAGAUGAAUACGUAUGCAGUUUGAAUUGCACGGCUUGUGAUGUAUUUAUUCAGAAUAUUUUGUAAGGUUCUGGUUCUUGCAUGUUGUAAAAUUAUUGUAUGUAUAUGUAGUAUCGAGUAUAUAAUUUAGUGAAGUGGCUAAAAGUAUAUAUUUUAUUAAAAUUUCCUCUUCAUGAGAUUAUUGUUAAGGGCAUUUUUCAUAGUAUUGUGUUUAGGUGCUUCUUAACGUGAAAUCAAGCCCGUAUUUAGUUGAUGAAUUUUUUAAUUUCGAUUGGACUA
Messenger RNA from Neltuma alba, 1381 nucleotides. RefSeq lists its product as uncharacterized. The transcript is spliced from 4 exons. The record is from RefSeq and is a predicted model, not a curated record. The coding region runs from base 85 to 1110 and encodes 341 amino acids. Gene Ontology annotation, cellular component: chloroplast thylakoid membrane. NCBI's taxonomy places the organism in Eukaryota, Viridiplantae, Streptophyta, Magnoliopsida, Fabales, Fabaceae. Gene Ontology annotation, molecular function: protein binding.